This is a messenger RNA of Prorocentrum cordatum, 402 nucleotides long. NCBI's taxonomy places the organism in Eukaryota, Dinophyceae, Prorocentrales, Prorocentraceae. The record is from the annotation of a GenBank genome assembly.
GCGCUUCGCCUGACGCGCCGCUGGGCCCCUCGCCGAGUGGCGUGCUGCCGCCGCGGCGGCCGCGGCCGGCGCCGAGGAGGCCGCCGCGGCGCUGCGCGGGGGCUCCCCGGAGGUAUGCGGCGGAGGGGGGGGGGCGAGCUGAGCAGGCUCCUGGGGAACCUCAGGUCCACGCUGCAGGACGGCAACUACUGCACCGGCCGCGAGGCGCGGAUCACGUGGCUGGUGGCCAGGCUGUCGCCCCUGACGGGCCCCGACGCCGCGGCCGCGCUGCUGCACCCCUCGUCCGGCGCCCGGGUGCGGGCCUCCCUGCGGGAGGCGCUGGAGCGCUGGGACGAGGCGGAGCCGGACGAGCUCGCCGCCGAGGCCGCCCGCCCUGGCGGGCCCCGGGAGGCGAAGUUCUGA